Styela clava is the source of this 3450-nucleotide messenger RNA. RefSeq names its product conserved oligomeric Golgi complex subunit 1-like. Gene Ontology annotation, cellular component: COG complex; Golgi apparatus. Gene Ontology annotation, biological process: intra-Golgi vesicle-mediated transport. NCBI's taxonomy places the organism in Eukaryota, Metazoa, Chordata, Ascidiacea, Stolidobranchia, Styelidae. The record is from RefSeq and is a predicted model, not a curated record.
AUCAAAUGAUCUUGAAAUUUUUUUAACAGAAUAUCAAUCAUCUCACGAAUAAUCAUGUAAAUAAAUAUCUGGAUAAUUUCCAAAACUGCUAUCUGUACAAUACAAAAAACAACAUGUCGAAUGAAUCCGUGCAACAGCUUUUUUCUAAAUUUCCUGUAACUGAAUUACGGGCCCUCGCAAAGAAAACACGCCAUGAAAUUGAAACGAAAAAGGAAGAUUUGAGACAAAUGGUUGGCGAAAGAUAUCGAGAUCUUAUAGAAGCUGCAGAUACAAUUGCAGAAAUGAAAAAAUGUGCUGUGAAUGUGAAGGAAUCGGUCUGUAGCGUACAGAAAUAUAACGCGACGGAACUUAAAGUGGAUAAAUUAGCAUAUUCAAAGCCGAAGGAAAGUGCUUUCUCGGUGGGCAGUUAUCUGGAGCUAUCUGCUCAAGUCAAGUUAUUGAUGGAAGUGUCAGAAACAAUAUGGUCUCGAAUUGAAGGUGGAAAUAUGAUUGAAGCAACCCAUCUUUAUAUGCAGAGUCGACAAGUGUUAAACAACCUUAGUCUUGAUGGUUCAACGACAUACUGCCCUAUAUUACAAUGGUUUCCUGUGUUGGGACAACAAGCACAAGCUCUCGAUAACUUGCGAUCUACGAUUCUUACAGAGUGUAGAAGACUUUUAAAAGACAAUGCCCUUCACUCUAAGUCUAUAUCAGAAGCUUUAUGUUCUAUUAUAUUGUUAGAAGAAUCGGACAUUACAAAAGCUUUCAAUGAGUUUAUGGAUGCCAGGUUUUGUGCAAUAAAUGAAAAAUUUAUCUUGAGUGAAGAAGUUGGAACAGCAAAAUUAUGUAAAGUAGUUACUCUGCUUGCUGCAACAUUAAAGCAAGCACAUGUUCUUUUCGUGGCACAGGUACAAAAUUCACAAUCCGCUGAAGAAGGUAUUAUCAAAAGGAAAUCAAAAAUAUCUAUUUCCACUGAUUAUGAUAUCGGUUUAGUUCAACAUGCCCUCAAAGAAUCAUAUAAAUCGUUCUCUGAAAAAUGUACAGACUAUGAAAAAUCUGGGUCCACAUGUGAAGAGAAGUACUGGAGCAAACAUCUCCCUGAUUCAGUGGCAAGAUUGAAAUCAUUACACAUUAGUGAAACAAACUCUGCACUCACACCAGACUUUGUUCAAUCAACUUGUUCUCAAUGGCUUGAAAAAUGUGAGAAUUCAAUCAAAAAUGGAAUUCUUGAACUUCUUUCCUAUGUCAAUACUUUUAAAGCGCUUGCUGUGAUGAGACAAUCAAUUUGGAAUACUAUCAUUGAAAUAAGCGAUGUGAAACCAAAAAUCUCAAAUGAAACUGAUGCCUGGAAAGUAGGAAUUCUUGAUUCUGGGGAUUCGAAGCCUACAGAAUGGGAAGCUUCGUGUAUUUCCACGUUAGGUCGACGCCUUUCAUUAUGGGAUGAAAUAUUAAAAAGUCUUUUCUUGGAUAAAGUCAAAUCUUUGUCGCAAAAUUCAUUCUUUAAUUUACUCGAAACCGGUAAACAAAAACUUAAUGAAGCACUAGAAAAUUUAAAAACAAUAUCACUAAACUCAGAAACAACAAACGAAUUUAUAUGGCACGAAUUGUCCAGCGAUAUUCUUCCUGACACUGCCUGGAAACAAGUUUCAUUACGAAGAGGCAAAGAAGUCAAAGGGAGACUUGCAUUGAAAGCCCUAACUGUCACUCCACCUUUACAUAAUUUAUGCCAACAACUUGACUCCAGUAUGAGGCAGGUUAUAGGUGACCUUAGUUCCUACAUACCCAACGUUAAUAUGGAAAAUCAACCUGACAGAAAUCUAGCAUCUGAGAAAAAAUCUUCACCACUUGUCAGCAAGGAGGAAAAAGAAAAAAUAUGUUCAGAUUUUCAACAAGCUUGUGUGGGUUGUCUACGCGGUAUGCUAACAGCUUUACAUGAACGAAAAUCAUCUCUUACAGAAAGGUUGUCAUCAGAAAUUAGUUCUGUAGAUGAAAUUUUAUUCCUUGCUAUGUUUUGUCGAAACUUUUGUGUUUUAUGUGAUGAAUUCCAGACCGGUUGUUCUCUCGGAUUAGAACUGAGGGAAGAGAGUACAUUGAAACGACAAUUGAGCUCUAGCAUGAAUCAAAGCACUCUUGCACAAUCUGUUCAACCAACAAUUUCUCCUGCAUGGGAAGAAAUAUGCAGCAAUAUGUCUAAAGAAAGUGACACAUUUUUGCAAUUAUGGUCAGAUGCCACAGUAUCCAAAGCAAUCACAAAUUUCAAGUCUUCUGUAUUAAAUCUAAAACUAGGAAUAAAUUUUUUCGACACAAUGCCUACAUGGGACAAUGUCACAAUUGAAGAGGAAAGUGAAACUGGUUCUAAAGUGAAGUCUGAGAUCAAAUUGCCUAUGGCUGUUUCUUGGCCUGUUCAAGAAUUAUUAUAUGAUGUUUGUGAAAAUAUAAGCAGAGUCGGAGGACACUCAAUGAGUAGAACAACUUUGCAAAACGUUGCACAGUCUCUGUUAUUCGGUGUUUUACAUUCUUAUGUGGAAUUGAAAAAAGUAGUCUUGGAAUCUGUUAAAAUAGCUGCCAGCAACAGUACAAGUCUAUCAGGAAGUCUCCCUUUUACAGUAACGCAAUCAUGGGCUUUGCAAAGGCUGUAUGAUCUUCGUACACUCCAUGGUUUAUUACACACAUCGCAGGUUCGAAAAACAACGAAAGAUGAUUCGAAAAAACAUCUUUAUGAUGUUCCUAAGGAUUCUUAUCAUGAUCUUGUAGACUGGUUGGAAAGUUAUAUUGAUCCCUUUGAUCUUGAUGUGUUUUCACCGCAUUUGAUAAAAAAUAUCCAAAGGAGUAUUCAAUGUUCUUCUGUUAUGCUUGGUUUUAUCUCAGCUUCGGAUAAAUCUGACACCGUUCAAUCAUCUCAUUCGGCAACAAAAUCUGGAGGAAAUUCACACAAUAUAUUACCACUUACUCCUGACUGUGGAAGGUUCUCUUAUUUGCCAAUCAGCAAUAGAAUGAGCAAGUCUGACACCGUAGCAUUGCCGGCAUCAAUAAAGAAUCAUCUUCCAUUGUCAACAGCUUUGAAGCAAUUAACUGAGGUUGAUAAAAAGAUGGAAGGAGGUCGAAAACAAUCACUGUAUUCAAAAUUGGGGGCACUUAGUUCAUCUUGGCUUUCAAUGGCAACUGCAGACAACUGAGUAAUAUUUUUGGAUCCCAUCUUUUUUUCAGUCUACAGAAUGCUUGCAUGAUUUGUUUCUUUUUGCUAAAGUUGACUUUUUCAUGUGGCAUGAUCAUCUCAUUUAAUUUCAGAUUUUAUUGAAAAUCAAAGAUAAUUAUAUUUUAGCACAAAAUAUGUCGCAUUUUCUAUUGUAAAAUACUAAAAAAACGACAUUAUGAAAACAAAAGUGGUGAAAAUAUACAGUAUAGUUUCGAAUUGCAACGCCUACUUUCAUGUAUGUGCUGAAACUACCCAGCCAAAAUAUCCAUCAUACC